This is a messenger RNA of Yamadazyma jaroonii, 1302 nucleotides long. Lineage: Eukaryota; Fungi; Ascomycota; Pichiomycetes; Serinales; Debaryomycetaceae. The record is from the annotation of a GenBank genome assembly.
AUGACUUCAAAAGCUGCCAGUUUACAUAAUCCAUAUUUCCAUAAAGAAGAAGGUGAGAAAGAUAUUUGGAGUUUAAUCAAUGAAGCUGCUCAUGAUGCUUCGGUAAACAAUCCCGAUAGACCAAUUUAUAAUUUGGGACAAGGUUUCUUCUCAUAUAAUCCACCAGAUUUUGCUUUAGAAUCAGUUGCUGAUGCUAUUUCAAAACCUCAAUUCAAUCAAUAUGCUCCAGCAAAAGGUAAUGGGAAUUUAUUAGCUAGUUUAAAACAAAAAUAUUCUAAAGAUUUUGGUUACGAUAUUACUACUGAUCAAAUUUCAAUCACUACUGGUGCUAAUGAAGGAAUGUUAUCGGUAUUUUUUGGAUUUUUAACUCCAGGAGAUGAAGUGAUUGUUUUCCAACCAUUUUUUGAUCAAUAUAUUCCAAAUAUUGAAAUGACAGGUGCUAAAGUUAAAUAUGUAGAAUUUGAAUUCCCUACCAAUUUUAGUAGUGAAAAUGUUACUGGUGAUGAUUGGAAAGUUAAUUUUGAACAAUUAGAGAAAACCAUCACCGAUAAAACCAAAUUAAUCGUUGUUAAUACUCCUCAUAAUCCAAUUGGUAAAGUUUAUAAUGAAGAAGAAUUAACUAAGAUUGGUGAAUUGGCUAUUAAACAUAAUUUAAUCAUUGUUAGUGAUGAAGUUUAUGAAAAUUUAUAUUUUGAAGAUAAAUUCCCAAGAUUUUCAACUUUAAAGAAUUUACCUGAAUUGAAAGAAAGAGUUUUAACUGUUGGAUCUGCAGGUAAAUCAUUUGCUGCCACCGGUUGGAGAGUUGGUUGGGUCAUUGGUGCUAAAGAACUCAUCAAAUAUGUUAUUGCUGCUCAUACAAGAAUUUGUUUUUCAACUCCUGCUCCUUUACAACAAGCUGUUAGUGAAGCUUUUGUUAAAGCUGAAGAAAACAAUUAUUUUGAAGUCACCAGACAACAGUAUUUAAAGAAAUAUGAAAUUUUCACUUCAGUGUUCGAUGAAUUAGGUUUACCUUAUACUACAGCAGCUGGAGGAUAUUUCUUACUUGUGAAUUUAUCUAAAGUUAAGGUUCCAAAAGAUUAUUCAUUCCCCGAUUCUUUCAAGAAUAAAACCAAUGAUUUCAAAUUAGCUUAUUGGUUAAUCAACGAAUUUGGUGUUGUGGGUAUACCACCAACUGAAUUCUUACACCCAGAUGCAAGAGUUGGUCAUGGAUUAGAAAAUUGUAUUAGAUUUGCUGUUUGUAAAGAUGAUGAAUUCUUGAAAAAUGCUACCGAUAGAAUUAGAUUAUUAAAAGAUUAUUUAUAA